UAAUUGAGUUUUUGCAGCCAAUCGAAUAAUCAAAUCAAAACUCAUUACAAUAAAAGCAAAAAGGCGGGCGCGAGAAAGGAAUUAGUGCAAAUGAAUUAAGGCAAUAAAACUAAUUAAGUUAUUAAACGAAUUAACAAAAUACACGACAAAAUAAACAAAAAGAGAAGGAAAAGUGCAAAAAUGUUUGGCUGCAUUUAUCAGCUUUGGGACUGGUUGGAGGCGCCGCCCCUCUUCACCGCCGGCACCAUGGACGCCAAGAAGCUGCAGCAGUUGCAGGAGGCAGCGAUCCUGGCCCAGCAGCAGAAGAAGCUGCCGCUGGCCUACCAAACGAAUCUCGUCGACUACCGAACGGCGGCGUAUAGUCAGGCGUUGUACCAGCAAUCGCCCACGGCCACCAGUUCCAGCGGAGGGGGUCCGCUUUCGCCGAUUGACAUGCAGCCCCAGUCCAAACAUCACAACCUGAUGAAGCACGGUGGUCACCACGGAGGUGGCGGAACGUCUAGCAGUUCCCAUAGUUCGCCAUACCAUCAGUCGUAUUCGAGCAGUGGGGGCACUGCGGCCGGUGAGCAGCUAUAUCAAUCGCCCACGGAGCGAACCUACCUGGCGGCAGCGGGAAGAUUGCAGGCCAACAAUGCCAUGGCAGGACAUCAUCCCAUUUCGGCUCUGCAGACGCAGUAUCAGCAAUUGCAGGCGGCCAAAAUGCAGGCCCAGUUGGCCACCCAAAGUGAGGCCGCCCAGCAGCAGCAGCGGACAUUUGCCAUGCGACAGGCCAUGAACCCGCCCACAAAUCACUACCAUAUGAGUCAGUCCUCCAGCAUGGUGUCCAAUAUAACUGCUCUUAACCAGCAACAACAACAGCAGCAGCAGCCACAACAACAGCAGAGGGCACCUCCCUCUUCGCUUAAUUUGCAAAAUCAAUAUCAACCUGCUCAGGGUCCUCUGAAGCUGCAACAGCAACAGCAGCAGCAACCUCCAAUGCCCAAACACUACCAGGAGCAAUUGUACGCCCAGCAGCAACAGCUGCAACAACAGCUGCAGCAGCAACAACAGCAACAGCAGCAGCAGCAACAGCAAUUGCACCAACAGCAGCAGCAGCAGCAACAUCGCCACAAAAAUGACCUGCAAACUCCGGGCAGUGAACAUGGUACCGUGUACAUCCAACAAAAUCAUCCUGGUCAUGUGGUAAAUCAAGCCUGUCAGACCCAAAUAUCGGCGGUCAAGCCGAAGGCUACACCCAGUUCGGAAGAGUCCUCCUCGAACUCUGCCAAGAGUCCAACCCAUGCACCUUUGGAUCGCAAGAAGAGUGCCGGGUCUAUACAAGCCCUGAAGUCACCUAUUACCAAGAGACCACCCUCCACACCGGUUACCUUAUCGGGAUGGCUCCACAAACAGGGUUCAGAUGGUCUGAAAGUUUGGCGCAAACGUUGGUUCGUUCUGGCCGAGUACUGUCUGUACUAUUACAAGGGACCCGAGGAGGAGAAACUUCUGGGAUCAGUACUCCUACCAUCAUAUCGCGUAUCCGCCUGUUUGCCCGAGGACAAGAUCUAUCGCAAAUUUGCCUUCAAGUGCGAACAUCAGAAUAUGCGAACAUAUUGGCUGGCAGCAGAUAACUCCGAGGCCAUGAUGCAGUGGGUGAGAGCAUUGGCAGCGGCCAGUUUGAUGCAGGCACCCAGCAGUGGGGAAUCGGAGCCAAGUGUGAAUUCCUCGCUAAAUCACAGUGGCGAGAACUCUGAUUCAGGGAUUCACACAUUGCAAUCGCACCCCGGCAAGGGGCAGCCAACAGCAUCGUCGGAAAAUACGGGCAGUAGUGGGGGAGGCAGUGGACAGCCCCUCUAUGCAAAUGCACCACCCAAACCGAGACGCAUUAAUGAUGGGGGCUACUCCUCACCAUCACCAGAGCACAACGAACAGCAGCAACAGCAGCAACAUCCUAGUCGCCGCCUCAUGUCACCCACGCAGCAAAUCUACCAGCAGCAUCAGCAACACCAACGAUCUCAGCAGCAACAGCAACAACAGCAGCAGCAGCAACCACAGCAACAUCACGCCAUUUAUGAUACUCGAACGGGUCAUGUAUCCACAGCCUUGCAGUUGCAACAGGCCCAGCAGCAAUACUCAUUGGAUCAUCUGGAGGCACAGUUCCAGCAGCAACAAUUGGAUAUGGAGGAGCAGAUAGCCCGAUUGCAGCAACAACGGGCUGCCGAAGAGAUCUAUGGUGAGCGGGAAAUGUAUAUGGCCAAGCUAAUGCAGCAGCGGCAAGGUCCAAAUGGCACAUAUCCCACCCAGCAGCAAUUGUUGCAAGCGGAGCGAAGGACUCCCGAUGCCUAUGGGCGUUCCAAGCAGCAGCGACUCUUUGCAGCCGCAGCAGCAGCAGCGGAUUACGAGGAUAUCUACAACAUGUCGCAAUUGGCAGGUGUUGGUGGCGGAAUUCCCAUGUCCGCCCAAGAGGCACUACUUCAGGAGGCGGCCAGCUAUCGCCGACCUCUCAGUCCGCCCAGCUACGAUGGCAGCAAGCAUACGCCCGCGAUGCCGCAGCGGUACACGCCCAACCAUUUGGAGGCCAGUCCCGCUGAUCAACUAAUCAAUACAAUGGACUUGCGUGCCCGUUCGGCGGCGGCCAUUGUGCGUCCUCAUUCCGCGGAUUUCUUGGAGUACGAGGCGCGUGCCGAGGCAGCUGCAGCUGCUGCCGCCGCAGCGGUGGCCCAAAGUCAGCAGGAGAGCGGGCGUGCUCCGCGGCCCAAAUCCAGUUUGGAUAUCAAUCGAACACCGGAUAGCUUCUACUACUCAGAGGCCAGUUAUGCGGAUAAAAUGCGGAAGAGUGCUUUGUAUCUCCAGAGUGGUGGAGCUGGAGCAGCUCAACCUCAGCAGCCAGGAAGUUAUCGCACCGCUGCGGGAGAUUUCAACUCUGGUGUGAACACCAUUGGCUAUGAAAAUCCCUAUGAGAGGGCCUACAAGCGUCAGGAACUUCUGGCCGAGGCACAGGCACAGGGUGGAGCUGCCAGCAGCAUGCCGCGAAUGAGUCGAUCUGCCAGUCAGGGACGCUCGGUGGCCUCGCAGCUGCAGUCACCGGAGCAGGAGAAUCUUCCACCCUUGAAUGUCCAUCCCGGUUCGAUUUUCCCUCCCUCGAUGUCCACCCAGGAGAUCAUUAGCAAGAACGAGCAGUUCCUGCGCUCAGCCAGUGCCCGUCUACCCAAGAGAUCGGGUGGCAUGGAUGAUGACUAUUCGGCUGGCAAUUCGACGACAACCUCACCCACAGGUGGAGCUGGUGCGUCCAACUCUCCGCAACACAACCAGGAUGGUGAAAGGAAGCGUGAGGAGUCAAUGAAGCGACUGCUCGAAUGGAAACAACGCAUGUUGCAGUCACCUUUGACCCGCAAGGGCAUCCAACAGGGCGGCAGCAACAUGUCUGCCAUGUCCAAGCUGGGCAGCAAUCCGAACAUCCUGCUGGCAUCUACAGCUGUGGCCAGUGGAGCACGCUAUGCACCCCAGGCGGGUAAAACAGGGCUGGUGGGCAAUGGAAAUGGCAAUGGUCAGGGUGCUGGCAAUCUACCAUCUAACUCGGGAAUUCAACGAUCCCGAUCCGAGAGCCAAGCCAACGUUGGACCCGGCGGAGUGGUGUACAACAACUAUUCCUCGGAUGAUGAGGCUGUUACUGUGGAUGAUAACUUGUAUAGUGCGACGGCAGGAAGGUCAUCGUCAAAAGCAACAACAACGACAUCACAGGCAAUAGUAGCAACAACAACAGCGUUAGCAAUAACAAAUCUUAGCAGUGGCAAAGAUCUAGGGAGUCCCAUAUCAUCAUCAUCAUCAUCAUCUUUAUCAACGCCCAAAGCCGGCAAUGCAAAAUUCCAACUAAAGCCCAUUUUGAAAGUGCACGAGGCCAGCAAGACUCGCAUUAUUCAGGUGCAACCGAAAGAGCUGGAAGAGCGGCCGAAACUCAGAUUGCAAUUGCCCAAGGCGAUUGAAAAGGAGGAGCUGGAGGUGGAGGAGGAGGAGGGGAGGUGGGGCAGCAGCAGCAGCAGCAGCAACGCUCAGCAGGAUGUUGAGGUGGAGCCCGUACCCAUUCUGCCAAAGAAAACGGCCCCCAAGUCGCCGCAGAAUGCCAAUUAUGUGCCUGUGUACAACAAUAAGCUGGUUAGCAACUAUGAGAACAUGGAGUUUGGCAAGCCAAUCCCCGAAAGCAAAACCCAGGAUAGCAAUGCAGCGAUUACCGAUCCCGAUGAGACGCCCAUGCUGAUGCAACUCAAGUUGUUCAAAGAGCAGCAAGAACACCAGCAGCAGCAACACCAGCAUCAACUGGAAAUGGAGGAGGACCUGACACCCACUGCAGAGAGUAAACCCAUUCCAGGGGAGGAGGUAUUGGGUGUUUCAUAUGAGGAAAAAGAGCUGGUUGAAAAGGAGGAAUCACAUGAACAGCUGGAACAUGAGCUGGAGGAGGAAGACGAAGAAGAAGAUGAGAGCACGGCAUGCGAGGAGUACACUGAUGAUGAUAUAGACGAAGCCCUAGCUCAGGAUGAUGAGGAUGAAGUUGUCAUCGAAUCAGCAGAGUCCCAGGAACUGGCAGAGGAAAGGGAAAUGCAGCAGAUAUAUGUCAACGAGCCCAUCACACCCACCGACCAGCAGUUCGACGAGAGUCACUAUCUACCCAUGACGCCCAAGAAAGUGGAACUGGGUCAACCAGGUGUCCUGACCCUAGUUUCCACGAAUGAAUCAUACGCCGAAGAGGAGGAGAAUCACUAUGUGGAGAUGACCAAGGGUAUUCAGGACGAGGAUUGCAAGAGCAACUAUGAGAUAAUGUGCCUGGCCAGCACUAGUUCAAGUGCCUUUAAACUAACCACGAAAACGGAGCCUGUCUACAUGGAACUGGCAGGAGUUAAAGCUGCUCCAACACCAUCCAAUGAGGAAGCCCACUGCUCCUCGGGUCGUUCCACCCUUAAGAAGGGCAAAAAGUCGGGUUCUGAAACCCUGAAGAAGAAGACUAAAAAGCGACAGGGCAAGGACAUGCCGGACAUCCUUAAGCCAGCUAAGAGUGCCUUGGCUUUGGCAAGCGAUAGUUCUGAUGCAGAUGAUGAGAGUAGUCGGCAGCAACUGGAGGCGAAGAAACUGCGCUCCAGAUCACGUUUCAGUUUGUCGGAUACUUUUAGGCCAGCUUCAUACUAUUUGGGAGCCUCAACGCCCCUUAAUAAUUAUGCCGAAAGUUCGGAUAGUGAGAUACUGCCACCACCUCCCAUACCAGAUUCACCACCACCCAUGGAGGAGCUCAAAACGGAAGAGAUCUUCUCAUCCGAGCAUUAUGAUACGGUGAAGCGAAAGGAUAGCAAUGGUAAGGUAAAUCUCUCGUAUGAACAACUGCCCAAGAUGCAUGCCAGCAAUACGUCCCUGAAUUUACCCAAAGCUGUUCCUAGUCCUACCCUAAAGAGUAGUCGCCUUUCCCUACCUGACCACUUUACCAAGGUGCGAGGCAAUCCUCAGCGAUUAAUGGUGACUGCAACGCCACCACAACAACAUCACGCAAGGACCUUAUCCGAUUCGAAUUAUAGUUGUCAACUGACGGAUAAUAGUAGCUCUCGUACCUCCUCCGAUUUGGAUCUAUAUCGCCGAAGAGGUCAGCAGCAGCGUUGCACCAGCAAUAAUUCCCUUCCCCUGAGCAGCGAAAAUGAGUCCGUGGAGUUCCGGCAGAGAUCGGACUCGGAAUUGGAUCGUCAGCGCUCGAGGAGACCCCUAUCCCAGGAAUCCAUCAGUGAGAUUGAGUCGCUUAGCGAACAGUUUGAGGAAACCUUAAGUAGUCAUGAACUCGAUACCUAUCUAAGUCAUUUGCAUUUGUCCACUGGACAGGCCACACCCACCAGUCACCUUCUGAAUGAUGCCAAUGCAGCCGCAGGAGCUGAUAUCCUGACCAAUCUCAUCAAGCCACCGAAAACAUUCAGGAAUGCUGAAGAUGAAGAGCAGCAUUUCUACGGGAACAUACACUUUCUCUCCUCUACAGACUCCAUUCAGCAGUUGGGUGAAGGUGGGGCAGCAGCUCUACGGAUCAUUCAUAGUCGGAAUAACAGCAAUAUAUCGACCCAGUCAGCUCCGUAUUAUUACUCCGAGUUACCAGCUCCUCCGCCACUAAACAAUCAGCGGGAUAUCCAUGCCCAUGGCUUGAAUAUAGCCCAUAUACACAAUCCCAUCGAUCGACAUCAGUUCAAUGUGGAUGCCCUGGUGGACAAGGAUCAGGCCAUAGACAGUAAGAACAUCUACUCUGGUCAGAAGGAUAACAACGAGAAGCUGAGCAACAAGAACCUCAAGCUGAACAAAUCGGUGGAACUGCCGGUGGAGAGCAGUGGUAGUGGUGGUGCACUAAACCCGGUGGUCCAUUCAUAUCUCACAACUACUAAAAACACAAAUCUCGCUCGUAAGACGAUUGGUGGUAGCAACCCGUCGGAUGAUGGCAAUCCUAACGAUGGUGCUGGUGAUGAUACGGAGGAGGCUGACGACAAGAACCCAUCGAAUAAUGUCCAUCCCAACCUCUCAGUUCUAGGUGGCGAGCUGCUCUGGGAGGAGGAUGCCCUGUGGCGGGAGAGUUUGCGUCGGGUAUCCCAGCGACAUGCUAGAUCCCUAGAUGAUCUGGACAGGAUUGCGGCAGCGCCUCCGGUGACAAGUACACCAAAGACCAAGUUAAGUCGCGAGGUGACCUAUGUGAAUGAUAGCCUGAAGCCUCGUCAACAUCAACCAUCCAACGAGCAUGAUGUCUAUGUACAGUUGAUGGACAAUGCCACCUCCUCGGCUCUUGGUCAGGACCAAACGGAUUCCGAUGUCUAUGAGGUGCUGCGCGAGGAGACAGCCUCGAAUUUGUCUCACAAAUCCAACGAGCUGGAUCGCGAGACCAUUCGCCAGUGGGAUGCCAUGUCCAGUGGCCUAAUGAAGAGCCACCACAGCGGUGUGGAGACCACAGUAGCAGGAUCUGUCCACCUGCCCCUCACGAGCAGUGUGCGCUCCAUCGUUCAACAGCUGAACAAUACUUCCAUGGACGAUGCCAAUGGCAAUCCCAUGACGAUGGCCUCGAUAUCGGUGCGAAAUGUUAACAAUCUACCCGUUGGAAAUCUGACGGUGAAACCGGAUCCCUCGGAUGUACAUCAGGAGUCAGCAUUUGCCCCUUACUAUGGUGGAGCGGCGGAGACCAAGUAUGCCAAGAAUACUGUCCUUACGGAUCGUGGUCUUUAUGCCGGAAACGGAUCCGGAUUGGCCACAUCCACGCCCCAAAAUCAUCAGCAGUUCCGGAUGCGGCGCACCGGAAGCAGGGCGGAAAUCGAUAUGCUGGAGCGUGAGACAAGCAGCCAGAUCAGGAAUCGCCUGAGAAGUGCCGAGGGCUUGACUAGAGCCGAAAGCAUCCAGAGAUUGGACUACUUGAAGCAGCAUCUUUUGGACUUGGAGCGGCAUUAUGAGAAGAGCAAGCCGCUGGUCAAUUUGGUGGACAACAUGGUCAAACUGGGUUCCCUCUAUCGAAACGAUGCAAAUGGUAGAGUCCAACCAGCCACCCUGGAUCGCUUGGAGUUCAAUCAGCGAAUGCAGGAGCGUCAAAUGUUGCAGGAGGAGCAGCAGCAGUGGGAGCGUCUCAGUCCCAAUCAGGCUGAGUUACAGGCCAAGGUGCGUGAGCUCUAUCAACUCGAUCAACUACUUCAAGAGGAAUCCGGUACCCUGCAGAGUCUGCAGCGGGACAAGGAGGACCUCGAACGUGCCUUGGGAGGAUUGAGGGCUCGCAUCCACGACAGCAAUGCCACGCCCAUGGCCCUGGAGGCGGCCAAGAAACAGCAGCACAUCCUGGAGCGCGAAUUGUCGCGUGUCCAUCAGCUGCUGGCCGAGAACUCAAAGAAAUUGGAGCAGACAGUGGCGGGAAAUGCUCGUUUGGAGCAGGAGCUUCUCUUACUCCGUCAGAAGGUGCAGGCUACCCGAGGAGCAGCCAGCAAUGGAAUGGGCGGCGAUGGCUCGCACAUUAAUGGUGACCAAACUGCCGCUGUUUUGGCCUCGGAAUUGGAGCGCGUGCAGUCUUUGGUUGGCGAUAUGCAAAGACAACGCCAUGAACUCAGCUCAGCGGUUCGCCAGUUGACGGAAAACUCGACCAGGUUGUACCAGGAGAUUGGCAACAAGGAGAUAAAUGGCGGUGGAUCCACCAAUGGCAGUCUCAAGAAGCGGAGCAACUCCACCAGCUGGACAGAAACCGAUCUGGAUGCCAAUAUGUUACGAUGUGGAAGUCGUCAGCAGCUUAAUGAUUCGACUUUAAACCUAUCCACUCCUCUGUAUGUAGACACUAAUAGCUCGAGCAAGUUGAGUGACUACAACAGGUACAAUGGUGGUGGAAGUAGCGAUGCCCUAGAGAUGAUUGGAGGCGACAGUGAUGGUUACCUGGACAGCAAUCCAUUUGCCAUUGGCCUGGAGAAGCAGGAAAUCAAGACAGUGAGGAUUGUGAAGAGGGAAUCAGAGCGAAGGAAUCGCGAUCGCAGUGAGAGGGGUUUGAGCAGCUCUAUCCAAAAUCUGGAUCAGGUUUUGGAGGAGGAACAAUAUGCCCAACAGCAGAGGGAACAACAGCAAAUGUACGCCCAGGAGGAACCGAUGAGCAAUGGCCACCAAAGUCGCUCCAAAUCCCUGCCACGAAACUACAGUGAGCCCCCGAAGCAGAGACACAGUCGUCAUCUGAAUGGUGCCGCCAAGCAGAAUGGUCAUCACCAUAAUGGUGGCUAUGAUUACGAUCGGAAUAGCAACUACGAGCAUCAACCACCGCCGCCACCGGCACCACAAAGCAAUGGACACCAUCAACAUCCACAAAGGGAGCAGCGGGAGCAUCUUAAUCCCCUGGCCAAUGCCUAUUUCGCUAAGCAACUGCAACAGCAGGUGAAUCCCUCGAGAGACAGUGCCCGUGUGGCUCUUCGUACCAAGACCGAUUCCCUGCAGAGUCUGAACAAGAGUCUCACGGACAUCAGUCCGGAGCCAGUGUUCCAGAGCGUGGCUGCCCGUCAGAUCAUCAACGAAAUGUCCGCUGGUUCUGCAUCCGAGGAUACCGAGAAGGUGGUGGAGAAAGUGCCUCCCCAUCACAAACAUCGCCGGGCUGUACCAAGGGAAAAGAGGCGCCACUACACUGCGCCAAACAAUGUCAACCAGAAGGCCAUGGAGAAGGUGCAGGCUGAGAACGAUAUGAAUCGAAAUAACACCAACUGGCGAGCUCGCGAUGAUCUGGACAUGGAGGUGGCCCUAAGGCCUCGAAUGAAUGCACCUGAUGUGGUUCGUUCUGCUUUGGGACAGGGUGAAAAGAUUUCCGAGAAUACCAUUGAUAACUUGCUCCUGGCACCGAACAAAAUAGUCAUACCGGAGCGUUACAUACCAGAAACUACGCCCGAACUGUCGCCUGAGGAGAAGAAGCGUCGUCAGGAAAAGGUGGAGUCCAUCAAGAAAAUGCUGGCCGAGGCGCCCAUUAGCAGCAAUGAAAAUGAGAGUCUGCCGCCGAGCAAAAUCAACGCCGAAAAGAAGCAGCGCGAGCACCUACUGCAACUCAACCAAAUCCUGGCCCAGCAGGUGAUGCAGGUCAGCAAGAUUGUGGCCGGAAAUCCCACUAGUCACAACUAAUCCGCAAGUAGCCUGUUGACUUGUUUUCUGUUCACCUUUUGUGUUUACCUUUUGCAUUGCAUUUCACUAUGUUUUUUGUUCACGUUGUUUGUUUGCCAAUCGAUAAUUAAGAGGGUUCAUCAAAUGAUUCGCGUUAAAAAAGAUAAACGAAAAUUUGUUGUUCGAAAAAUACGAAACUAAAUAAAAUAAUGUGCAUACCCCAGUACGAUAUACACCUAAGUAUACACAGUAACUACAGCAACGAUAACAGCAAACAAGAACACACGCGAAGUUGAGAUUUACAGCAUGCUAAACUCACAUUAAAAAACUCACUCCAAAUCACAACAAAAAAUACUACUAAAACUACAAAAAAAAAAAUGAGAAAAAGAAACAACAAAACAGCAACGCAAUAGCAACAAGAACAAGUACAACAACAACAACUAGCACAAGAACAACAACAACAACAGUUAUACGAUUGAGUAAGUCCAGGUUUGUACACAUUUCGAUUAUACAAUAAUGAUAAAUAAACAAUAAACCAAUAUUGUAGCUUCCAGGCCAUGCAUUUCAUAUAAUAAUCAAGCCCAAAAACUUUGCUUAGCCUAGAAAUAGAAUAUUAAAUAUUGGCCAAAAAAUAAUCAACCUGCACGCAAUAAAUAUAAUAUAAGAUUUGAAGCUAUAAUUUAAACAAAAAAUGCACACCAACACUAACUCACUAAAUCACACACAAGCAAAACUUAACAAACACUCAAAAUUCAGCAAAAAUUAGAAAAAAAAAACACAAAAUCAAGCACAGAGUUAAAUGUUUUCACUAAAAAGCAAAUUAUAUUGGAAAAUUAGAAAAAAAAAUCGAUCAAAUAGGAGGUUUUUAAUAAAAUAAACUAUUUAAAUAAGUUUAUAAAGAUUGGAAAUAAUAUAAAAGUAAUUAAAACUCUAAUUCUGAAUAUAGAAAAACAUAGCAAUAGCAAAGCAUAAAAGAUAAUAUUAAUAAAUAUUAAAAAAAAAAUUAAAAUUAUUA
Molecule: messenger RNA, 10591 nt
Organism: Drosophila eugracilis
Lineage: Eukaryota; Metazoa; Arthropoda; Insecta; Diptera; Drosophilidae
Gene: kmr
Source: RefSeq, a predicted model, not a curated record